Molecule: messenger RNA, 3858 nt
Organism: Sphaerodactylus townsendi
Lineage: Eukaryota; Metazoa; Chordata; Lepidosauria; Squamata; Sphaerodactylidae
Exons: 2
Coding region: 1-3858 (1285 amino acids)
Source: RefSeq, a predicted model, not a curated record
AUGGAGCUAGAGGAGCAUGUGAGAAUUCUAAAAAUGACCAAGCAACAGCUUCAGGAGGAAUGCCAGAAGCAGAAUAUAUCCUGUGAGAACAAGUCUGUAGAUGAGAUGAAGGCUCUCCUGCUAAGUAAGUUGAUGGCAGCAGGGGCAGCUUCAGCUCUCACUACCCAAACAAGCCCCAGCCCAAACGAUGCAGUCCGGAUCCAGGAGUUAGAACUGGAAAAGUUGAGGCUGCAGGCAGAGAAAGAGAUAGAACUCCAGAGGCUGAGAAUCCAGGAGGAGCAACGCAAAGAGGUGCAAAGACAGGAAGACAGAGAAGCCCGCAGGAGAGAGCGCGAGUGGGAGGAAAAGAUGCUGGAGAGAAAGGAGAAGAUGCAGCAGGAACAGAGGAAGCAUGACCUCGAGAUGUUGCGUCUGCAGGAAGAAAGCAGCAGGAAAAUAAAUGUUACCCCCAAAGACUUUGCACAAUACAGGGAGGGGGAGGACCCCUCCAUAUAUCUUGCAAAUUUUGAAAAGGCAGCUAUGCAGUGGGGAAUUGCAGAGGCCCAGUACAUGUCCUACCUCUGUAGCAUUCUUACUGGGGAGCUGGCUGCCAUCUAUCAUAGCAUGCCAAGGGCGGAUGGGGGAGUAACUUUUAAAGAUUUCAAAGCUACUGUGCUUAAAAGGUUCAAACUGGGGGCUGACCACUUUCGAAAGCAAUUUCGGGUCUUAUCUCCCCAGCAAUGCAAAACGUAUUCUGAGUAUGUGGUGAAAAUGAGUGAGAUGGGGAGGAGAUGGGUGGAAGAAGCCAAAGCAGGGGACUUUGAAUCAUUAUUCCAGUUACUGGUGCUAGACCAACUCUAUUCCAAACUCCCCAAGGAGCUGAAAUGUCUGGUAAAGGACAAGAGGCCCAAAAAUGCUACUGAGGCCUCAGAAAUUGCGGAUGAGUUGGUGCUGAACAGGGAGGGGUUGGACUGGAGGACUUCCCAGUUGGGAAGGGAAGGGAAAGGGUUCCAGAGGGGUGGGAAGGCAGAGUCUCAACCAAAGCGGGAAGGGGCUGCUGCUCCGGCAGAGGUUAAGAAAGCCCCAGAUUCGGCUAAUUGGAACCGGCCUCAGGUUAGGAAAUGCUUUAUCUGUGAGGGCACCGACCAUUUACGGGCGGCGUGCCCACAGUUACAAGUAAAGACCUCCAAACCGCCUCCAAAAGCACCAACCAGCCCAAAGGUAAAGGAGCGGGUGGCUGUGGUGAACCAUGAGUGCCUCUUUACCACAAUGGAGCCUGCAGAAGCCUGGGGUGACUAUGUGGAGCCAGUGCGGCUGAGGGACCAGCUGGUUCUCGGAUAUGCUGACACAGGUUCCUCUGUUACCCUAGUGCGAGCUGAUCUGGUGUCAGAGUCUGAUAUUCUGCCCAACACAUCAUUUAAAAUCCAGGGGAUUGGUGGGAGCCUCCUGACUGUUCCUGUGGCAUGGAUGCCUGUGGAAUGGAGAGGGUUGGUGGGCCUCACGGAAAUGGGGGUUAUGAAGGACCAGCCCUACCCUGUGUUGAUUGGCCGGGACCUUCUGGGAGGCCAGUACUCAGUAAAUGUGGUAACCCCCAGCCAGACCCAGAGUGGGGGGGGGGGGGGGGAAAGGGUCUCUGAGGAGACCAGGACUCCACCUGCUAGGGGGGAGGUUGGGGCCCCAGGUACUACAGGGGAAGGGGGAGCCCAGAUAACCCAGGAAGGGGAGGGCAAACCCAUCUCAGAAACUGAGGGUGGGGUGUCACAAAAAGCAGUGAGAGGGGGCAGUUCUCCCCCGACACAGCUGGAGGCUGUGGAUCUUUCUGGCAAGGAAGAGUAUCUGUCUUGCUCUGGUGGUGAGCAGACAGAGGUAACAGGUAGAGGGGGCAGCUCCCCCCAGGUGCAGCAGGAAGCUGAGGGUUUCGAGGAGGCAGAACUAGAGGGCGCUGAGGCUGGCUUUGGCUCAGAGGAGCAGAUAGCGGAAUGUUUGGGUGCACCAGAAGGGUUUCUGAAAGAGGUUCAGUGUGAUCCUAGUCUGGAACAACUUCGCCAAGUGGCUAUAGAUCAAGAGGUGGAAUUCUCUGAGGCCCUGUCUGAGCAAGUUGUCUGGAAGCAGGGAAGGUUGUAUAGACUUUGGUUGCCACAGGGCAGACAGGUAACCGGGGAUGCCAUCAGGCAGCUGGUAGUGCCAAGGAAGUAUAGGAGGAGACUUAUGGAGUUGGCACAUGACAUCCCAUGUGCAGGGCAUCUAGGUAUCAACAAGACUAGACAGAGGCUUCUGUUGAACUUCUACUGGCCUAAGUUAGCACAGGAUGUGAGGGCAUAUGUUGAUUCUCACCCCCAGGACUGGGAUGAGAAGUUGCCACAGUUGUUGUUUGCCUACAGGGAGGUUCCACAAGAGUCUACUGGUUUCUCCCCUUUUGAACUCAUGUUUGGGAGAAGGGUCAGAGGGCCGCUAGAUCUGGUAAAGGAAAGGUGGGAGGAGAAGAUUCCUAAGGCAAAGAAGUCAGUGGUUGAUUAUGUCCUGUCAUUCAGAGAACGGCUUAAAGAUAUGAUGAGUGUUGUUCAGGAGAACCUAGCCAAGGCCCAAGCCACACAGAGCAGUUGGUAUGAUAAGACAGCAAGGUCUCGUACUUUUGAGUUAGGGGACAAAGUGAUGGUUUUUCUGCCUCUUCGCUCAGACAAGCUGAAGGUGGCAUGGGAAGGACCGCAUGUGAUUGUGGAUAGGCUGGAUGAUGUUACUUAUGCAGUGGCAUUGGAAAGGUCUGGGAAAAAGACCAAGGUUGUACAUGUUAAUAUGCUGAAGCCAUAUCUUGAGAGGAGGAUGGUGUUGAAUGUGACCAGGAGAGAGGAGGGAGACGAGGAACCAGAUGACACCUUAGUGGAUGUUUUGGCCCACUUCUCUGAACCUGCUCAGUGGGAGGAGCUGGUGUGGCCUGCAAGUGUACCGGUACUGGACAAGGAAAGAAUCCUGUCAGUGUUGCACAGGUUUGAGGAUGUUUUUAGGAAAGAACCAGGGAGGACAACCUUGGCUAAGCAUGGAAUAGAUACAGGGACCCAUGGACCUAUCCAGUGCCCCCCUUACCGGGUGAAUGGGCGAGUGCUGGCAGAUGUCCGGAGGGAGGUAGAAGAAAUGUUGGGACUGGGAGUGAUCCAGCCCUCACUAAGCCCAUGGGCGGCCCCUGUUGUCCUAGUGGCCAAGCCAGAUGGUUCGAUUAGGUUUUGUGUGGACUACAGGAAGCUCAAUAGUAUCACAAAACCAGACGCUUACCCUAUGCCUCGAAUAGAUACUCUGCUGGAUAUGCUUGGAUCUGCCAGGGUGAUAUCCACUGUAGAUCUUUGCAAGGGAUACUGGCAGAUGGAAUUAGAGCCAGAAGCCAGAGCUAAGUCUGCCUUUAUUACCCCAGAUGGACUGUAUGAGUUCACCGUUCUCCCCUUUGGCCUCAGAAAUGCGCCUGCAUCGUUCCAGAGACUGGUGAAUAACUUGCUGAAUGGCAUGUCUGAGUUUGCAGUGGCUUACAUCGAUGACAUAGCCAUCUUUAGCAAGGACUUGGAUUCACACCUGGAACAUUUAGCCAGGGUGCUGGGUGCCAUUCAGGGGGCAGGUCUCACCAUCAAAUUGAAUAAAUGCCAAUUUGGGAUGUCGGAGGUGGUUUAUUUGGGACACAGAGUGGGGAGUGGGAAUAUCACCCCAAUGUGGGACAAGGUAGAGGCAAUCCGAAAUUGGAAGGCCCCAAGGACAAAAAGGCAGGUCCGGGCUUUCCUGGGCAUGGCAAAUUAUUACCGACGGUUUGUCCCAGAUUUCGGGACGAUAGCAGACCCCCUCUCCUCCCUCACCAAGAAAUCCCUCCCAGACAAGGUGGUUUGGACCCCAGUCUGUUAG